This is a messenger RNA of Aphis gossypii (cotton aphid), 2021 nucleotides long. Its product is annotated as delta(24)-sterol reductase-like. Gene Ontology annotation, cellular component: cytoplasm; membrane. NCBI's taxonomy places the organism in Eukaryota, Metazoa, Arthropoda, Insecta, Hemiptera, Aphididae. The record is from RefSeq and is a predicted model, not a curated record. Gene Ontology annotation, molecular function: FAD binding; Delta24(24-1) sterol reductase activity. The transcript is spliced from 11 exons. Gene Ontology annotation, biological process: steroid metabolic process. Bases 227 to 1735 code for a protein of 502 amino acids.
CUAGGUAUCAGUUACAAUAUGUCUUAAUAAAUGUAAAUUUGUAAUAGUAUUAAAAUAAAAUGUAGGUACGUGAGCAGACAUAUUCAGUGUAAAGUUGCCAAAAUUUGUCUAAUCUAACCCUUAGCUUUUGUACUUCUUUAAGUAUUUAAAUUUUAAGUCUUCAAGCACCUAAAUUCAUUUUAUCAACUUCAUUUUACUCAAAAAGAAAGAUUAUUCAAAUACUGUCAUGCAUUCGGAUACUUUAACGGAAUACGUGUUGGUGAACUACCGAUGGGUGUUUGUGGUAUUCUUCCUCUUGCCUUGCACCGUUUUGGGAAAGAUGUGGGCAGUCUUCGAAAAAAAAUCAUGGUCACGCCGCCGCCGUAGUACCGGACUUGACCACGAGAAAAAAGUCGAAAACAUUCAGUGUGAGGUACGGCAUAAAAAUUUACACGCUCCAGGCCGCGUGAUGUGUACGGCCAGACCUAGUUGGAGAAGUAUGACUAUCGCUGAAAUGACGUACAAGAAACGCAUGUUCAACAUAAACGUCCAUUUGGAUGAGAUGAUUUCUAUCGAUAGCCACAAUCGGACAGUCAGGGUUGAACCAAGUAUUACAGUGGGUCAAUUAAUUCCAAUAUUGAUCCAAUCGGGGUGGACAGUACCCGUCGCCUUGGAAUUGGAAGAUUUGACUAUCGGAGGAUUAGUUAUGGGCAUAGGAUUGGAAUCUUCGUCUUUUAAAUUCGGGUUGUUUCAUAAAACGUGUACGCGAUACGAACUCGUCACAGCUGACGGCGAUUUGAUCACAUGUUCAGAGUCAGAGAAUCCAGAUGUUUUCCGAUGUAUUCCAUUUUCGUAUGGCACACUGGGAUUUUUGACGGCUAUCGACAUCAGAAUAAUACCGGCGAAAAAAUACGUCAGACUCCAGUAUCGGCCAAUUAGAUCUUUGGAAAAAAUCCAAUCCAGUCUUAUCGCAGAAACAAUUGAUGUAGAAAACAAUGAUUUUAUCGAGCUAUUAAUGUUUGGUAAAAAUGAAGGUGUUCUGAUGACUGGACAAAUGACAGAUGGCGAUCAAAACACAAAAAAUGUCAACAAAAUUGGUCGAUUUUAUAAACCAUGGUUUUUUAAGCAUGUUGAGUCAUUGUUAUUGUCACAGAAGCAUACCGAAGAAUAUAUUCCUUUAAAAGAUUAUUACUUUAGACAUAAUAAUUCUUUAUUUUGGGAAGUACAGGAUAUAAUACCUUUCGGAAACCAUCCAUUAUUUCGUUAUCUAUUAGGAUGGAUAAUGCCAGCAAAAGUGGCACUACUGAAAUUAACACAAACAGAUACCAUUAAACAAUUGUAUGAUAAACAUCAUUUUAUAGAUGACUUCAUACUACCUAUCUCAAAUCUGAAAGAGUCCGUGGAAAAAUUCCAUGAACAUUUAAAUAUUUAUCCUAUUUGGGUAUGCCCAACUGUCUUAAGCCCGAGCAACGGUCUAGUACAUUCACAUGCACCAGUAGACAAAAUGUACAUUGAUAUCGGUUUAUAUGGAGAGCCUAAAGUGUCCAAUUUUAACUCGAGUAUCGUUAAGAAUUUAGAACUAUUUGUACUCAAGUUGAAAGGGUUUAAGAUGAUGUAUGUUGGUACUUAUUUGAAUGAAUAUGAGUUCAAGAAAAUGUUUAAUCAUUAUUUGUAUCAGAGUAUAAGAAUCCAGCUUAAUUGUAAACAUAACUUUCCUGAAGUCUACGACAAAGUGAAUAAGAAAGUUAGAAGAUAAUAUUAUCUUAAUACUCUAUAAAAUCAAAUCAAAGAAUGUUAACAUUUAAAAUCAUCUCUAAUAUUCAAUUACAUAACUUUUAAAUUAUAAUUAUUAUGUACCAAGUGAAGUAGUUAGUAAUAAUUUACCUAUACAUACAUAUUUUACUGAAUAACAACUAUGAUAUCAAAUAAUAAAUUGUAAAUCUUAUAAUAUUUCUCACACUUUAUGUCGCUAAAAUAUGAUUAAUAGUAUAAAAAGUAAAAUAACAUAAAACACAAGAUGUUUUAAUAUUUCAUAAUACUUA